CGAAAAUAAACAACAUCCCAUAUGACUUAAGCAGUCCAAUUAUAUUAUAUAUUCAAACACAUUAUUUGCCGAAAUGACUUUGUUACAAACAAUUCCUAGAUCAAGUUUAAUACGCCAUUGUCAGCGCGUUUUAGCUACAUACGUGGCUGGCAGCAAUAUAAGCGCGCUGCACAAGAUUCCUGCCUAUAUUCAACACCAACCGCAAACCGUACUGCACGAACCGCGUCAGCUUUGGGGUUACGUAGCGAUUGCGUUUAACAAAGUCGACAAUGAACGACUCUCCAAAGUGGGCCCAGACCGACUCUGCGCCGAAUGGAUACUGAAAAAUGGUGGUGGAGUGGGGUUGGUGGGUAUGCCAAACAGAGUCGUGAAGGACUAUAACAGCCUGCCACCGGAGUCGGUUAAAUUCAACGUUCAGAUAGUUGAUGCCACCAACGCAUCCAUUAUGAAGAUUGGUUUUGAUCAUUUUGCUGGUUGUCGGCACAUAGAUACUGUAGUGUUAAAUAACUGUAAGCAUCUUGAGGACGGAGGCCUUGAAGGUUUGGUACACUUGAAAAAUACCCUUAAAAAUUUACAAGUUUCUGGCUGUUAUAACCUGAGAGACAGUUGCCUCGACGUCAUAGGUGAAUUAAUUGCACUAGAACAGUUACGCUUGUUCGAUUUAAUAUAUGUGAAAGAUUUACAAGGCGUCGCCACCAAACUGCGAAAAUUAUUACCAAAUUGUAAAAUUGAAGUGAGGAGCUCUGAAUAAACAAAUGGUAUUUGAGAUUUUAGUUUAUGGUGCUUAUGUAUAUAUUAAAACAUCUCAAAAUAUUUAUACAAUAAAAGUGUAAGUCGUCGACAAAUUGCAAA
Anastrepha obliqua is the source of this 852-nucleotide messenger RNA. Its product is annotated as ATP synthase subunit s, mitochondrial. Lineage: Eukaryota; Metazoa; Arthropoda; Insecta; Diptera; Tephritidae. The record is from RefSeq and is a predicted model, not a curated record. The transcript has a single exon. The coding region runs from base 74 to 751 and encodes 225 amino acids.